UUGCCAGAGUCCAUGCCGCAUCGUCUGUGGAGCCUGCCAUGGUGAGAUUGUGAGAUGCUGGUUCGGGACCAUGGAUGGGAAUGUUGUUGAUGGUAAAUGGGAAAUGCAGGGUCCAUCAUCGAAGAUGGCCCAGCCGGAUCGUCGGGCGCACGCAUUUCAUUUUGGGCUGCCUCGGGCUGGGCGUACCUGACGCAGCGCACAGCACAGCGUAUCUGCCGCUCGCCGGACAAGUGUUCACCGCCUUCCCCAUUCGUCUCAUUGUGAAAGUCACCAUCACCACCAAACUUUCUUGUGAGGCUCUCAUCCCAAAUUGAGCACGGAGGCAGCGCACGAUCCUGUUGCAGCAGCAAAAUGGUCACCGAAGGCAAGAAGAAAGCGCAUCGCGCGCAGUACCAAAAGUCGAAAGCCCAAGAUGGCCUUGCCCAGCUACCACGGAAACGCUUCUAUCGACAGCGAGCGCAUGCGAAUCCCUUCUCAGACCAUACCCUCACCUACCCAGCCUCGCCGGACGCGAUGGAUUGGUCAACAUACUUUCCAGACUACGUACAGGAUUCGGCCUCGGAUGACGUGAGUCCGAAGCGAUUGACCAAGGAUGUCGAAGUGGUGGACAUUGGGUGCGGCUUUGGAGGGCUCUUGAUGGCGCUAUCGCCACUUCUACCAGAUAAACUCAUGCUAGGUCUCGAAAUUCGGUCUCAGGUCACAGCCUACGUCCAGGAGAAAAUAUGGGCUCUGCGCACCCAGAACCCCGGAGGUCCCUACCAGAACGCCGCCUGUCUUCGUGCCAACACCAUGAAGUUCCUCCCCAACUUUUUCCGCAAGGGUCAACUCAGCAAGAUCUUCAUCUGCUUCCCCGACCCGCACUUUAAAGCCCGCAAGCACAAGGCGCGCAUCAUCUCGACGACGCUCAACUCGGAGUACGCGUACGCGCUCCGGCCGGGAGGUAUCGUCUACACGAUUACGGACGUCAAGUCGUUGCACGAGUGGAUGGUGGAGCAUCUGGAUGCGCAUCCGUCAUUCGAGCGGUUGAGCAAGGAAGAAGAAGAGGCGGACGAGUGCACAAAGGUCAUGAUGACGGAAACGGAGGAGGGGAAAAAGGUUACGCGGAACCAAGGUGAGAAGUUCGUCGCGCUGUUCCGGCGCCUGGAGGAUCCGCCGUGGUGAGUGGGUAGUAUGAAUAAAGAGCUGUCUGGUCCAUUUGAGAAGGCGUAUACUGCCAUUGGGUGUGAUGAUAAUCAAGGAUGAGGCCCUAUCUGCGACAGGAAGCUGGCAAGUACAU
This is a messenger RNA of Emericellopsis atlantica, 1276 nucleotides long. RefSeq names its product tRNA methyltransferase. The record is from RefSeq and is a predicted model, not a curated record. Gene Ontology annotation, molecular function: tRNA (guanine(46)-N7)-methyltransferase activity. The transcript is spliced from 3 exons. Gene Ontology annotation, biological process: RNA (guanine-N7)-methylation; tRNA methylation. Gene Ontology annotation, cellular component: tRNA methyltransferase complex. The coding region runs from base 352 to 1161 and encodes 269 amino acids. Lineage: Eukaryota; Fungi; Ascomycota; Sordariomycetes; Hypocreales; Bionectriaceae.